Messenger RNA from Gossypium arboreum, 2013 nucleotides. Its product is annotated as glycosyltransferase BC10. Bases 438 to 1526 code for a protein of 362 amino acids. Gene Ontology annotation, cellular component: membrane. The record is from RefSeq and is a predicted model, not a curated record. Lineage: Eukaryota; Viridiplantae; Streptophyta; Magnoliopsida; Malvales; Malvaceae. The transcript has 2 exons. Gene Ontology annotation, molecular function: glycosyltransferase activity.
AACCGUGGGUCAUUGCGUUGAAGUUUAGAAAACUAUGGUGAUAGAUCGAUAUGGCAUAUCCAUCAGAUCGAUAUCCGCCCCAAUUUCAUCGUCGUCUUCAUCCGUUCUUUAGAAAAAGUAAACACUAAAGUAUUCAUAGCUGAUAAAAGCCCCUUAGCAGCUGACUGUGACACUGCCCCACCAUCACCAUCCCAUCAUUUUCACUUUUUUAAUUAUGCCCCUUAGCCUCCUUUUUUUUUUUUUUUAAAUUCCUUCAUCCUUUUCUUCUACCUCACUUCUUUUCAUCUAAAGUUCACCAAGCAUGGUUUCCAUCAUUCACGUCAUGAGCUUUAGUAACCAAUCUUAGAUCUUUGCUUUGCUUUCACUUGUUCUUCUUGUAUAUAAAAACCCAUCACCUCAUGACCUUACACUAGAUUUGACUUGAAAAUCCCAAAGCAAUGAUUCCAUCUUCAUCGUCAUUAUCGUCUCCGAUUGUUUACGCUUUGACCCUUUUCGUUUCUUUGUCCUUUCUUUUACUCUUUGCCCCUCAAAUCCUUCCUCUCGGGAAACACCGGCAAGUUCCGAUCUCUGCCCAGGAUGAACUCGACGAUCUCCAUCUCUUCCGUGAAGCUAUCACGGCGGCAUCAUCUCGUGGUGGCUCUUCCAAGGUUUCCCAUCUGGGUACUAUUAACCCCAAGCCCAAAAUCGCUUUCCUUUUCCUCACGAACUCGGAUCUCGUGUUCGCCCCUUUAUGGGAACGUUUCUUUGAAUCGAACGAUGGUCUCUUCAAUGUCUACAUCCAUGCCGAUCCAUCUACCAAGCUAAACCCCCUACAGUGGUCAAUAAAAGCCAACUUCAUCGCUUCCAGAAGAACAGCACGCGCCUCCCCGACGCUAAUCUCCGCCGCCCGGAGACUCCUCGCUAACGCCAUCAUCGACGAUCCGUUCAAUUUGUACUUUGCACUGGUGUCCCAACAUUGUAUCCCUCUCCAUUCCUUUAAAUACGUUUACACUUCCCUCCUCGGCAACCCAUCAUCGGCAACCAAAGCCUUUUUGACUCAACGUUCGCACCAAAGCUACAUCGAGAUCUUAUCCGAUGCGCCGUAUCUGCACAACCGGUACGUCGCUCGUGGCGACGGUAUGAUGGCACCCGAAAUACCGUACGAUGAAUUCAGGGUGGGGUCCCAGUUCUUCGUGCUUGCCAAACGACAUGCUUUGCUUGUGCUAAAAGAAAGGAAACUAUGGAAAAAAUUCAAGCUCCCUUGCUUAGAUUUAGAAUCUUGCUACCCUGAAGAACACUAUUUCCCCACAUUGUUAUCAAUGGAGGAUCCUAAAGGAAGCAGCCAUUACACAUUGACGAGAGUGAAUUGGACUGACAGUGUCGAUGGUCAUCCCCAUACAUACCAUUCGCCGGAGAUUUCGCCGGAGCUCAUUCACACAUUGAGGGAAUCCAAUUCGAGUUAUUCAUAUUUUUUCGCUCGGAAAUUCUCACCGGAUUGCUUGAAACCGUUGAUGGGUAUCGCCAAGGACGUCAUUUUCAGAGAUUGAACUGAAUUUGGUGAGGUUGAAGAACAUGGAAGGCUUUGGACUUUGAGAAACAAAGUUGGUGGUCUUUGUGUUCUAUUGUACAUAAAUUGUUUUUUUUUUAUAUAAAAAAUGAGUUUUUCUUUUUGAUCUUAGGUUUAGUUUGAAUGGAUAAUAAGUUUAUUUUCGAUGAAGUUAAAAAUAGCGGUGACGGUAAAAUUAAUUACUGUAAUUGUGAAAUAAAAUAUUUCACUAUAUUACAACUAUUGUCCAUCUAAAGGAAGGCUUAAAUAGAAUUUUAUUGGAAAGAUGGGAAGGUAAAGGGGGCCAAAGAGUGGAGUUAAUGGAGAGAAGCAAAGAGUAAGGUUUAAGUAAACAUUGCUUCUUGAUUUUGUGGUGUGUGGGUGUAGUUAUGAAGAUCUCCCAUUUGCUCUUUUCCUUUUCCAUAUAGGCAAAAGCCUCUUAAAUUGUAAUUAUGUAUCUUAUCCAUACUUGAGAGUUGAGAAUGAAA